Messenger RNA from Postia placenta MAD-698-R-SB12, 612 nucleotides. RefSeq lists its product as hypothetical. Gene Ontology annotation, molecular function: DNA-directed RNA polymerase activity; DNA binding. Gene Ontology annotation, biological process: DNA-templated transcription. Bases 23 to 523 code for a protein of 166 amino acids. Gene Ontology annotation, cellular component: RNA polymerase III complex; RNA polymerase I complex; nucleus. The transcript is spliced from 4 exons. Lineage: Eukaryota; Fungi; Basidiomycota; Agaricomycetes; Polyporales; Adustoporiaceae. The record is from RefSeq and is a predicted model, not a curated record.
CUUCUUUCCCGCCUCUCUGAAAAUGUCUGACGACGAAUUUGGUGCUGGUGGCGGCGGUGAUUUUGAUUACGAAAACCCAGCAUUCGCCGAAGAGACCUUCGACCAGGAUUACGACGUUGCGAACGAGAAUGCCGAGGGCGAGGCGGGCGAGGGCAGCGGCCAGGCCAACGGGAUCGACGGCGUGAACGGCGUGGACCACGAUCAUGAGAUGACAAAUGGCGACGCACAGGCGCAGGGCGACUCAGGAGCCUCAGGAGCAGGCAUGCGGGGGGAACGACAAGCGAACAAAACGAGAAUAACGACGCCAUACCUCACGAAGUACGAGCGGGCAAGGGUUCUAGGGACAAGAGCAUUGCAGAUCAGUAUGAACGCCCCCGUGCUGGUACCUCUGGACGGCGAGACGGACGCGCUUCAGAUCGCGAUCAAGGAGCUCUCACAACGAAAAAUACCGCUCAUUAUCCGACGGUACCUCCCAGACGGUAGCUUCGAGGAUUGGAGCGUGUCAGAACUCAUCAGCGACUGAUGUAUCGGUGCUGUCCAUUGUCUUAUAUUCGGUGUAUCUGGUAUCCUACGUUAUAUUUCCGCUGUCAAUGCAUGUCUCUAUCCCUCUAA